AUGGCCAUCACCGACGACCUGGCUCCCCAAGCUGCGGCUCCCCAGCCCAUAGACAUUGAGGCAUGGACCGAGCAGGCAACGGCAGCCAUGGGCUCUGUCGCCAUCUCUGCGCCUGCCGUCAGCGUCCCGGACACCUCGGUUGCCUUUGACAUCCCCCUCGAUGAGCUCGAUGCGCCGGCCCGCCCUGCGCCGGCCACCACCUCGCAGGUGCAUACCGUCUAUCGCCGCAAGGAGCCGAUUCGUCGAGACAGCCUGAAAAGGCGCGAGGCUCUGCUCAAGGGCAAGGAGGGCAGCCGGCGCAGGCAGAGGUGGGAGAAUGACCGUCUCCUGAACAACCCUCACGCCGAGCCUCCCGCUCCCCAGGACUGGGAGGUCCACCCUACCUACCGCGUGCGCAACGUCCCUUACUACCUUGCGCCGCUGUGGGACGCUGGCCUGAAGCGCCAGUCGACCAAGCGCCACGACGCCAGCGUAGCCGAGAAGAACGCGAGCCGGACCGUCGCCAACAAGCCCACGACGCCCGGGGUCGUGCCCAAGGAGCUGCGCGAGAAGCUCAAGCGCAGCCGCGGCGCAAAGGGCCUGCUGAUGGACCUAGAAGGCGAAGUGCGCCGCUUCGUCAGCGAGUGGGAAGCCAGCGCGCGCGCUGCCGAAGCCGACGGCCUGCCCGCCGACUUGGACAGCGAGGACGAGGAGAUAGUCUUUGUGGGGCGCAACGGGCAGACGCACGACCACGACGGCGCGAGCGCCCAGCUCAAGCGCGAACUCAUGCUGUUCGAGACGCCCGAGGGCGACAACGGUGGCACCUUUGGCCGCUGGCUCGUCCACCACAUCGGCGUCUACUACGGCCUGACCACGUGGUCCGUCACCGUCGGCUCCCCUGCGCGACGGGAGGCGUACAUUGGCAUCCAGGAGGCCAAGAUGCGCAGCGGUGGCCGUCCCAUGUGCAGUCCCAUGCCCACCCCGCUCUGGGGCAUGGUGUAG
Messenger RNA from Ascochyta rabiei, 981 nucleotides. RefSeq lists its product as uncharacterized. Gene Ontology annotation, molecular function: nucleic acid binding. The transcript is spliced from 2 exons. The coding region runs from base 1 to 981 and encodes 326 amino acids. The record is from RefSeq and is a predicted model, not a curated record. Lineage: Eukaryota; Fungi; Ascomycota; Dothideomycetes; Pleosporales; Didymellaceae.